AUGGACGCUGCGAACGAAAACACUAGUACCACGAAGCGCUCAGGCAUUAAACCACCCUCGACCUUUUCCAACAUCACCUCAUCGCCGACUCGCGCCCUCGGCGAAUUGCACGAAGCCGGUGCCAACGCGCGAAGUGGAAUGCCGAUACCUACAGCGAAACACAAGCCCUCCGGCUGUAUAUUGCCCCUCCCUAUAUCAGUAGCACCGGACAGGUCGCUAACUACACCAGUACCGGAGCCGGCUUUCAAGCAACGGAAGACUCUUGCAGAGCAGGCUGGCGAGCCCAUUUCUCGACUAAAGCCCCCGCCGUCUAAGAUAUCGAGUGGGAUCAAAAGCAUCGUACCGCGUGGACUCGCCGCGUCUACAUCGCGUGCCACUACGAAACCGACAGCGAGACAUCCUGCAGCCUCUACUCUCAGUGGCAGUGUGGGCGGAGCGCCUAAGGCUUCCGGGGCUGUGAGACCCAAGUCGGCCUAUGGCCAUGGAAGCCAUGCUAGGAGCAAGUCCUAUCAGCAAGGGCCGCGCCCUGCGACAGCAAUGCUAAACCGAGAUGACGAUGACGACAGUGAGCAAGCAGAGCGCAAAGGUGUGCAACCAUUUCUUAUCUCUACAAACCCCUCCACCAGUGCAAGAAUGCCUGGUGGGAUGCCUUCUUAUCUGAAGAAGCGUACAAUCUCCCUCAAUAUAUCCCAACACAGGAUCGCUGGUACCUCAGGUCCAAGAGCGGUUUCUUCUCCUUCCCACUUCCGCUCCGUCACUCCGGUCAUCGAAGAGCCUGCCGAUACAGACUGCGACGACAUCUGCACAGCGGUUGGCGCGCUCACAUUGGGCGCGGCCAAGGCAGACGUGUGUGGCAGUCAAAUCGGACGUGGUACGACUUCUGACUACGGGACAAACCCUUUUCUCAAGCCAAAGAUACCUCCAUCUCAACUUCCCCAGCGUACGCCGACAAUGGCUCGGCAGCAGCGAGUAGACCCGUCGCCGCUCCGGCCUCCAUCUACUACACCGCGGAAAUCAGCACAAAAGCCCUUUCUGAAUCGCUUCACUAACGAUCGAUGUCCAGAUUUCUACAAUGAGCGCAUGGAGGCGAUGGAACGAGACUUCCGCAUGUUCAAGGAGAAGAUGGAGACAGAUGUGCGACAGGCUACUGACUACAAGGAAUCGAUUCAGCAGCUUCAAAGUCGCGUCACGGAACUCGAAACUAUUCGCGCGCGUCUGGAAAUCGUAAACAAGGGCCUAGAGUCGGAGCUCGACGAUACACGAAGUUGCCUCAAGUCAGUAAAGAUGGAACUCGAGAUGAUGCAGCAGAAACACACAUACGAAGUUGAAGAUGUACGGCGGAGACUACGCAUUGAGGUCGAGGAUCUGGAGUCGCGGCAUCGGAAAGACACAGACCGAAUGGAGAGAGAACGAGAUGAGGUCGAGAGGAAGACACGCAUCGAGCUCGAAGGACGAAUCGACAAACUGCUGAAAGAACACGACGAAGAACUUGCCGGCUUGCGGAAGAAACUGGACGCCGACACGGAAACGGAGCGAAGCAGGCGCGUACAAGAAGCACAAAAGAUCGAGGAGGAGUAUGGUUCAAAGCUUAGAGCAGCUGCGAUGGAAGCAGACGCAAAACACCGCGAGGCCCAAUUGGUCCAGGGCGAACUCACUAAUGUCAAGUCCGAGCUUGACCGAGAGAGGAUGCUCAAGAAUAGCCUUCAAGUUCAACUCACAGAAGCAACAAGCAACAACCUUACAUUGGACGCAGCGAACAAGGCGAUGAAGGAGAAGAUCGACUUCCUCGAGUCCGACAGCCAGGCCCAGUCGCAAGCUUUCAAUGACCUUCACAAACGAAUGCAAGAUGCGAUUGAAGCUGCUGAAAGAGCGCAAGACAAGCUUCGUCAAGAGGAGACACUACGCCGAAAACUUUUCAACCAGGUGCAGGAACUCAAGGGCAACAUCAGAGUUAUGUGUCGUGUGCGACCCGCCCAUGAAACCGAACGCAAUCCGGCACAAAUCUCGUUCCCGGACAACGAUACCGACAGCAAAGAAGUGGCAGUGCUUGGUCCAAGCAAGCAAAGCGCAACUGGCAAGGACAUUACAUCCGCCUAUGCGUACUCGUUUGACCGUGUAUUUGGCCCAGCGUCACAGAACAGCGAAGUUUUCGAGGAGAUCAGUCAGCUUGUACAAAGCGCUCUUGAUGGAUACAAUGUCUGCAUCUUCUGUUACGGUCAGACAGGAGCUGGAAAAACACAUACCAUGUCGUCAGCUGAUGGUAUGAUCCCCCGUGCGACAGCCCAGAUCUGGGAUGAAGCGCAGCGAUUGCAAGAGAAGGGCUGGAAAUACGAGAUGGAAGGCUCUUUCCUCGAAGUUUACAACGAGACGUACAACGAUCUGCUCGGUCGUUCAGAGGAUCUAGACAAGAAGAAGGUCGAGGUGCGACAUGAUGCGGCGAAAAAGCAAACGAACCUUGACGGUGCAGUCAGUGUGAAGCUCGACGGUCCAGGUCGCGUGGAGGAAAUCUUAGCGACCGCCGACAAGAAUAGGACGGUCGCUGCCACCAAGGCCAACAUGCGUUCCAGUCGAAGUCACUCUGUCUUCAUUCUGAAGCUUGUCGGUACCAAUGAGAUUACUGGUGAAAGGAGCGAAGGUACGCUCAAUUUGGUCGAUCUUGCCGGCUCAGAGCGACUUGAACACUCCAAGGCUGAAGGUGCGCGCCUCAAGGAGACACAAAACAUCAACAAAAGUUUGAGCUGUCUGGGAGAUGUCAUCAACGCUCUUGGAUCGGCAAAGGAAGGCACACAUGUGCCAUACAGAAACUCGAAGCUCACAUACCUCCUCCAAUACUCAUUGGGUGGCAAUUCAAAAACGCUCAUGUUCGUCAUGGUCAGCCCGCUACAAGCACAUCUUCAAGAGACAAUUACGAGUCUCAAAUUUGCAACUAAGGUUUACAACACGCACAUCGGAACGGCGAAGAAGCAGACCAAGACGUCGUAG
Alternaria arborescens is the source of this 2982-nucleotide messenger RNA. Its product is annotated as Kinesin-like protein. The coding region runs from base 1 to 2982 and encodes 993 amino acids. The transcript has 4 exons. Gene Ontology annotation, biological process: microtubule-based movement. Gene Ontology annotation, molecular function: microtubule motor activity; ATP binding; microtubule binding. NCBI's taxonomy places the organism in Eukaryota, Fungi, Ascomycota, Dothideomycetes, Pleosporales, Pleosporaceae. The record is from RefSeq and is a predicted model, not a curated record.